AACGAAAUUGGACACGCAUCCGGCCGCGAAAUGGUCGUGGGCCAGACUGGCGCGUUGCAUCGACGCGUCCCACGAAAAUUUCGCGGCACACUCUGGCGGCGGCGAAGGGCGCAGGCGCCCCCAACGUCCGGUGGCGGCAAGCCGACUCCGGAUUUUCUCUCUAGUGUCGCGUCAACUGCCGCUCGAGAGUCGUGGCGCGUCGUCGUUCACCCUGACUCGACUCGAAUCCAACCCUCCCUCUCCAUUCCCUCUCGACGCGCGCUCUUCGAGAGAGAGAGAGAGAGAUAUUCCUCGUCCUCGAGUCGAUGCAACGCCAUGGAUUCGAGGUGGUUCGAGGCGCGAUUUUAAAACGCGGUUUUGUAAAACACCUCGCUCGUCCCUCCUUCCCGCGUCCCAAUUAUGAGGGAGAAAGGUUACGGUUGUUGAGCCGCGGCGGACGAGAAGGAUCGGAUGGGUGUCGACACGUGUGUGUUUAUGUUUAUAUACUCGAACGACUUUCGCGUACCUCGAAUCGGUCGUUCCUCGAAUAAUAUCGUCGAGCGCCAAACGUAAACACGCGCAAAUGUAACACUCGUACCACGUAUAUUUAUUGCGGGGACGGGGUUCGAGAUUCGCAGUCGGAGAAGUUUCGUCGUUCGACUCGCUCGACACGACGACGCGAAGGAAUUUCUUGCGGGCGAGGGGCGAAAAAAUCGAGGGUGUGUGCACGUGUGUGUAUGUGUGUGUAAAGAAUCGGGGACGAUCGGAGGAAAGUGCGUCGACUAUGAAUUGGUUGUGGAAAGUGCGAGCUGCCGUGAAUUCAGCGGAGACGUCGCCCGGCUGUGAAGGAAUGCUCGUGUCGGGCGCCGAAGCACGAGGGACUUAACGUAAUCUUUAACGUAAUGAUGCAGAGAGCGGUGCUACUGCUCUGUUGGCUGCCGCUCCUCGACCACUGCCACGCCGUGAAUCCAGGUUGCUCUUGCGUCGUCUACAGCAGCUCGGACAGACCUCAAGGUGGCACGUUCACAUCGCCUUAUUACCCAAAGCCAUAUCCGUCGAAUAUCGAUUGCCUCCUUUACACGUUCAUCGGUCAACCCGACGAAAUCGUCAAGCUGACGUUUCAUCACUUCAAUAUCCGCCGCGCCCGAUCAGACUGCGUGGGUGGCGACUUUUUAAAAGUGUUUCUACAUCUGGAGGCGAGCGGCGUUUCCGAGUACACCCCGUGGUCAGGUGUGCUUUGCGGGGAUCUACGCGACAUCCCCCAGGUCCUCUACAGCUCGAGGUCCACGCUUAUCUUGGAGUUUCACACGCAGGAAUCCUCGUCCGCUAAUGCGACCGGCUUUUUUGGAAAUUUCCACUUCAUCGACAGGCGCCUGUUCGAGACGGACGGCGUGUUGAUUCCCGGCACGAUGUGCGACCUCGAGUUUGUCAGCUCGCAAUCAAAACGGCAAUACGGCCGCUUCUACUCGCCACGCUACCCGUCCUCCUACCCAAAGAACAUCCGGUGCUCGUACCUCUUCCGGGCAAGGUUAAAGGAGAGGAUACGUUUAUUUUUCGAGGAGAUUUCUUUACAAAAGGGAGACUUGAGUUGCCUGAAUAGAGCGGAUUUAAUCAGAGUGCACGACGGUACGGAUUCAGGGGCUGCCACAAUAGCUAUGCUGUGCAACCAAGGAGCGGAAGUGGAAGUGCUCAGCACAGGGUCGGACCUGUACGUCGAGUUCGUCGCUAAUUCCGAGUGGCCGGGCCAGGGUUUCAAGGCGAUGUUCCAAUUCCAGCCAUUCGACGAUGCACCGCAUCCCGAGGCGGACAAGGUCGUCCCAGGGGCCGUUACCGGUAACCCCAAGUACUCGGUCAUCGGACCGGCUGUCAGCGCUACCACGUCACUGUGCGAUAUCGUUUUCAACAGCGACACGACGAAGACGGGUGUGGUCACGUCGCCCGGAUACCCGAAUCCUUAUCCACCGAGGACUCACUGUACAUACGAGUUCCAGGGGCGGGGAAGGAACGAGUCCAAUUGGUAUUCCACGACCUCAACUUGUAUCAUACGUCCAACGCGGCCAACGAACUUUGGUAUUACGACGGGGCGACAAGAGGCGCAAUAUCCCUGUGCCUUUGUAUACAACAGCAACGAGACACGAAACGGCACGUUCACGUCGCCCAAUUACCCGGGCUUGUAUCCACGCGACACCGAAUGUCACUUCUUCAACGGCCAGCCGAACGAGCGAAUCCAUCUUCAUUUCCACUUCUUCGAUGUCGAGGGUGUGAUGCCGUGCGAGCCAGUGUCCGCGAGCGACUUCGUCGAAUUUUCGAAUUUCAUGUCGAGGGACAGGAAGUACUCGAGGCACUGCGGCCAACAGAAGGAGUUCGACGUGAACAGCGACAGAAAGUUCUUUCGCGUGACGUUCAAGAGCAACGAUAGAUACGAUGGGACAGGAUUCAACGCUAGCUACGUGUUCAUGGAUGACGAGGGAAAUUACACGACCAAGCCGCCUACGAGUAACGCGUCAACGUUGAAAGGUAAAAAAACUGAAACUUCCUCGACUUUUUCCCCCUCCACCGCAACUAACAACUUUCUUCCCGGCACUCCAGUUUUUUUUACGCCUCUCCCUGCGUAACACAAUCCCGCGUAC
Molecule: messenger RNA, 2609 nt
Organism: Apis florea (little honeybee)
Lineage: Eukaryota; Metazoa; Arthropoda; Insecta; Hymenoptera; Apidae
Gene: Sol1
Product: CUB domain-containing protein Sol1
Cellular component (GO): plasma membrane
Source: RefSeq, a predicted model, not a curated record